CCAGACACUCUCUCACCCUGUCAGUCUUUCUCUUUCUCACGAUCUUUUAUACCAAUUGACUCCCAAUCCGAGACGAGAGACCCAGGCAACCCAAUCUCAAAAAAAAGCCAUGCCUUCCAAACGCACCGCCGCCGCCGGCCCCGUCCCCGCACCCUCACCUCCAACUAUACCUUCAUCCUCCACCACCACCGCUGCUGCUGCUCCUGCCUCCUCCUCCUCCCUCUCCUCCGGCCCCAAAACCCUAACCACCAACUCCUCCGUCCUCGACAUCGUCCACACCGUGUGGCAGCAAUACCUCGCCACGACCCCGCAGCGCACGCUCCUGCUCGACGCCUUCAUGGGCUUUUUGGUCCUGGUCGGCGGCGUGCAAUUCCUCUACUGUGUUCUGGCCGGCAAUUACCCCUUCAACGCCUUCCUGAGCGGCUUCUCGGCGGCGGUGGGCCAGUUCGUGCUUACCGCGAGUUUGCGCAUGCAGACUUCCUCUUCUUCGGCUGCGGCUGCGGCGGUCGUGUCUGGUGGGAAGGGGGCGAAGGGGAAAGCUGCUGCGCUGGGAAAUGAGACUGGGGGGAAUGGGAUUUCGCAUGAGAGGGCGUUCGCGGAUUAUAUCUUCGGGAGCUUGAUCUUGCAUUUCUUCUGUAUCAACUUUAUUAACUGAGUGGAUGCCCGGGUUGGAUUUCGAGGGCGUGAAGGUAGUGACCGGGGGUGCGAGGUUGGGUUUGGGUGGGACGGAUUUCGGUGAGUGGGAUCAGGACUAUUCAAGGGUCAAGAUAUGUGGUGCUGGACUGGGCGCGAAGUGAAGGUUCAACGUUGCGGCUUGAAGAAGAUCCCUGGUGGACUUGAUGCUGUAACUCUGAUCUGUCUGGUCUGGUCUGGUCUGGUCCGAUCCUUCUGGUUGUAAAGUGAGUUGAAGGAAAAGAACAAGAGUCGAUGGUGUCGACUAUGUAGAGGUACCUGAUUCCCAGUCGUGAUAGUACUCGAGUUUCCGUGGGAUCUACUUCCGUAAUUCAUGUCCUGUCGGAGCAAGAUCCGGCAAACAGGUGCACGGUCUCCGUUGGACUCUCAAUUGAAGUAUGCUCAUGUUCAUGCUCAUAACUCUUUGCCAAGAUCGGG
Messenger RNA from Aspergillus brunneoviolaceus CBS 621.78, 1110 nucleotides. Its product is annotated as putative oligosaccharyl transferase subunit Dad1. Gene Ontology annotation, cellular component: oligosaccharyltransferase complex; membrane. The record is from RefSeq and is a predicted model, not a curated record. Gene Ontology annotation, biological process: protein N-linked glycosylation. The transcript is spliced from 3 exons. The annotation marks the transcript as partial. NCBI's taxonomy places the organism in Eukaryota, Fungi, Ascomycota, Eurotiomycetes, Eurotiales, Aspergillaceae.